AUGUCCGCUUCUGAAGUCCAGGAAACGAUGCGGAAUGAAGUCAAAGCGACUCAAGAGGAAUGUGGCGAUGCCUCCGUAAAGGAUGGAGCUCAAGAAAGCAAGAAAAACGAUGAAAAACAGCAAAACCCACUUCAGGAGACAAAGGGAAAAUAUUCAGGUCCAAGAAUGACCAAGAAGUUCCUUAAGGACCACUGUAAGGAGAACAAACUUUACUCAACACCUUGCCUGAAUGACACAUUGUACCUCCAUUACAAAGGAUUUUCCACCAUUGAGAACCUAGAGGAGUACACAGGACUGAAGUGUCUCUGGCUGCAAAGCAAUGGGAUCCAACGCAUCGAGAACUUGGAUGCACAAGUUGAUCUGCGUUGCUUGUUCCUUCAGCAGAACCUUAUAAACAAGCUGGAGAACCUCGAACAUCUGCAAAAUCUUGGCACCCUGAAUGUCUCCAACAACUACAUACACACCAUAGAGAACCUCUCAGGCCUUCCUAAUCUGUGCUCUCUGCAGAUUUCCCACAACAAGCUGGAGACUGUGGAAGACAUACAGCAUUUGAGUCAGUGUUUGGAAAUCAGUGUGCUGGACAUGUCUCACAAUCUGUUACACGACCCUGAGAUCCUCCUUGUACUCGAGGCCAUGCCAGAUUUGCGAGUGCUAAAUUUAAGUGGAAAUGAGGUGGUGAAAAAAAUCCCAAACUACAGGAAGACCAUGAUUGUGCGUCUCAAGCAGCUCACCUUCCUCGAUGAUUACCCCGUGUUCCCCAAAGACAGGGCAUGUGCAGAGGCAUGGGCGGUUGGAGGUUUGGAAGGGGAACAGAAAGAGAGGAAGCAAUGGGAAACUCGAGAGAGGAGGAAAAUUCAGGAAAGCUUGGACGGCAUGGCGAAGAUUCGAAAGGCAGCCCUGGAGAGACAAUGCCAUCGAGAGCUACAGGAGAAGGGAGCGACUGAGGCUUCCACCUCUCCAGAGACGCCAUGUGAGGACAACCACAUCCAGAUUCUGACUUCACCAAAAGGAGAGACGAUCCAAGCCUUUGUGCAGGACUGCCUGGAUGCACAUGAAGAGUCCUUGCAGAGUCAGUCAACAUAUGAGCGCGAUGAAUAUCAGCCACACUGUGAACAUCAAGAAGCAGAGCAGCCAGGUCAAGGUUCACAGAAGAGGCUGUUAGAGAAAGAUGACCAGGAGAAAUUACAGAUGAAGCAGCCUGUGACAGAAGAGAAAGAGGAUGUGAAUCCAGAGCACGCUGCACAAGAGCAAGAGAGUAUUACAGGAAAGAUGCUCGAGACAGAAAAAUUAGAGGACAAACAACAAAAUGAGUCAUGUGGAAUCCAGUGUAUGAGAAAUGAAGCGAAGAGAGAGCAGGAGAGCACAAGUGAGCGGUGUGAAAAGAAACAGCCGUCUCUGGUCAGGGCAGCUCCUCCAGAAGCGGACCACAUUGUACCAGCACACGGUCCUGGACCACUGGUUACAGAGCUGGAGGAAGAAGAGCAACUGGAAACAAUUCACCUCCCACACCGCUCACUGUGUGUCGAUGACCUCCCUGAUCUGGAGGAUAUAGACACAGAGGAUUUCACAGCACUUUUCUCCUCUCAGCAAGUGUUCAAACCUAAAAUAGAAGUCUUAUCAGGAGGCAGUGAUGAGGAUGAACCAAUCGGGGAUCAGAGUGAGUUCAUCCCCACCUUUGGUCCGGAGGAAAAUUCAUUGUUCUUGAUCAAUGGCAGCAACAAAUCAGCUGGGAUCUCUGACAUGUCUUCAUCAUUGGUGUAUCCAGGAGAUGGGGAUACCACAGAGUCACUAAUGUUUGAACCAGUGGGAAAAUCCCAAACCAAACAAACCUCUUCUCCACCACGCUGCCUGAUUGAGGAGCUUGAAUGA
Molecule: messenger RNA, 1869 nt
Organism: Plectropomus leopardus (leopard coralgrouper)
Lineage: Eukaryota; Metazoa; Chordata; Actinopteri; Perciformes; Serranidae
Gene: dnaaf1
Product: dynein axonemal assembly factor 1
Biological process (GO): axoneme assembly
Cellular component (GO): axoneme
Molecular function (GO): protein binding; dynein complex binding
Source: RefSeq, a predicted model, not a curated record